Molecule: messenger RNA, 3111 nt
Organism: Trichoderma atroviride IMI 206040
Lineage: Eukaryota; Fungi; Ascomycota; Sordariomycetes; Hypocreales; Hypocreaceae
Source: RefSeq, a predicted model, not a curated record
AUGACGACAAAUGCCGUCACUGCCUCCAAGCAGGGGCCUCAGCAUAUGCAAGGCCCAACGCUUCUUCCGUCGCCUGUUGCUCAGGCCGUCAGCCUUGCCACUCGAUCGACGUCGCUCGCCAUUCGCAUUGGAUCCGUGGUGAGCAAUGCUGGCCUCGAUGCCGCAAGAUUCACCACCCUCGGUGGCCUGGGGCUGGCCCGGGGCAUGAUUGAAGGCGUCAUGAGCCGAGCCGCCAAAGAUACCCUUGAGCAAUCGCAAACCGAGCUGGCCGUCCAAGAAGCAGAGACGGUGCUAGAGCGCAGCCUCGAAAACUUGCAUUAUGCCGUCACUCAGGCGGUCUUUUGGACUUCCGUCAGCUUCCGGCUUACGGGCACAACCAUCUCUACUGCUUCCGCAGGCUCACAACUACUUUUGACGUCUCUCGACCAGCUCCUCGGCUCAACAGAUUCCUCUCGCGCAGUUGCCAGCAUCGUCACUCUUAUUCGCCGUGAAUUCGAGAAUCCCACAACAGGCCUUCAAGGAGAAAGGGUUGGUGUCAUUGACCUGACUCUUGCUCUGAGCACGCUGGCCUAUCUACAGCGGGCAUGCCGAAAAACGACUGAAGAAGAGCGCCGAAGGCAGUCCUAUGAAGAGAUUAUAUGGGAUGUGGUUGUCCUGGAGAACGGAGAUCGGGUUGAUAUUGAUGAAAAGGUGUAUAGUGAGAUCCGUGGGGGCUACAGCAGCCAAGAAAAAGACAUCGUUUCAUCGCCUCCCUCCAACGGUUCUUCCAUGAACAACACUGAAGACGACGAAGCUGUCAUAUCCCGCCUCAAGAGCCAGAUUAUGGCCACUGUGGCUCCGGGCACCGCGGUAUCAAUCUCCAACUCUGUAUCUUCAGUGCAAACAAUCACUGUCGAUGUUCAAGGAUCAAGGCUUCUUUCUCUGCCAACUCCUCCAGGCGCCGAAAUUGUUGAGGCACAGCCCCUCCUCACCUCUGGAAGCGCUCUUUCAUACAAGCCAUCAGAUCAACAAGAUCAAUCUACAUCAUCCUAUCGAGUGGUAUACAAGAUAAAUCGAAAUAAGAAGGAAACCACGUCUUUUCAAGGCGGAGAAGAGCCGAAAGAAGAAGUCGUCGAAGCCAUUACCGAUUAUCAGAACGAAUCACCUCCCGCAUCUCCUAUCACAUCGCCGUCUGCCACUUUUGCUUUCCCACCGCCAGUUCCGGCAAAGGAUAAGAGAAAAAGCCACAAAUCACAGCCUCAUGACUUCUCGAAACCAACUAAAUCGAGUUCCCGCAAAAACAACAUUGACUCCGCCAAAGUUGCUUCUCGAACAUCUACACCUUCGAAAGAGCCAAUGUAUCUGGAAGAUUUGCCUGCCCAAAACCAAAAGAAACAACGCACCCACAAGUCUCAAGAUACCAGUAGAAGGAGCCAUGGUGGGAAGAGGACCGAAGGGGCUUCUUCCAGGACACCCGACAAAAAGGCUGGAUUAAAACAUAUCCUUAGAGGAAACGGCCCGUCCGUUUCCCAUAUCUGGACAAAGGAAUCAGUCCCAUUGGACUAUACCGGUGGCAGAGACCUAUACGCAAAACCUUCCCUAAGAGACGUAGCGAGGGAAUUACGAUCCGCGUCCCCUCCAGGCGAUUUAGUGCCAAGGUCACCCACCGAACACUACAGCGUCUAUCUUAAACCACCCGGUGGCCAUCGUCGAAACCGGUCGUAUGCUACUAGCAUAUAUAGCGCGGGCACAAACGAUUCAGUGUCAUCGUUGGUAUUGUCUUCAUACUUUCAAAAGAGCGCCUACAACACCUCCGACGCGCUGCAUUCUCUCCAAACGCAAGGCUUUGUCGAUGGAACUUUCCCUGAAGGCCAUCUGCUUCCCAAUAUUACUCGAUACAUGCGGUUUUCAUCAGCGAGCUAUGGCUCGCACUUCCUUAAGCUUACUGGCAUCUCCAGUGACACACCGAGUCCCGGCGCUUGGGAUGGAAUCCAUCACGACGUACGGCACUUUGCCCAUCACACCGAGUCGCAGACUGACAAUAUUCUUCUCGCCUCCUUCGUUGACCCGCAAGGUGGCAGCGACGCCACUGGUUCUACCAGAUCUGGCGUUCCUCUUGUCCAUUACAUCUCACUCGACCACGCAGCCAAGGCCGUUGUGCUUGCCUGCAGGGGUACGUUGGGAUUUGAAGACGUGCUGGCGGAUCUGACCUGCGAGUACGAUAGACUGGUCUGGAGAGGCAAGGGGUAUCGCGUUCACAAGGGCAUUCAUGCCUCUGCUAGGAGGCUACUAUAUGGCGAUGACGGCCGUGUUUUGGUCACACUCCAAGAAGCUCUCCGCGAGUUCCCCGAUUAUGGGCUCGUGUUGUGCGGACACUCAUUGGGAGCUGGCGUUACCUCGCUGCUGGGAAUCAUGUUGUCUGAGCCUAACCCCUGUGGCCCUGGUUUCGUCACAUCCGCUGAGCCAUACACAGUUAGGCCUCCACCGCAUGAGGCUCUCAUCAAUGUGAGGCUCAGCAAGAUUCGCCCUCCGUCCGGUCGCCGCAUACACGUAUAUGCAUAUGGCCCUCCAGGUGUCAUGUCAUCGUCUCUGCGUCAAAUCACCCGCGGCCUCAUUACCACUGUCGUACACGGCAACGAUUUGGUGCCUCAUCUAUCCUUGGGCCUGCUCCAUGACUUUCAAGGCGUUGCCCUAGCGUUCAAAAACGACGAAAACAACACAAAGUCUGAAAUCCGCCAGCGUAUCUGGAAUGCCCUCCAAGACAAUGUCUCAGAGAGGUGGUACUUUAAUCGCAGCGCCAGCAAAGUCGCCAGCAGCGGAGGCGUGAGCGAUGAAGAGAGGUGGAUGCUUCCUGCGCUGGAGAAUAUGAGGGCGAGCAUGAAGGGCAAGAAACUCCUCCCGCCGGGCGAGGUGUUUACCCUUGAGACGCAGCGUGUGCUGAGGAGAGAUGCUUUUCUACUCUUGGACGAGGAGCAUAUUGGACGGCCAGCGCAGCGGAUUGUGCUCAAGUAUGUGAAGGAUGUGGAGGGUCGCUUUGGAGAGGUGCGGUUCGGGACGAGCAUGUUGACGGAUCAUAGUCCGGCAAAAUAUGAGGAUGCUCUGAAUAAGCUGAGGGUUGGAGUUUCAACAUGA